Molecule: messenger RNA, 2194 nt
Organism: Trichogramma pretiosum
Lineage: Eukaryota; Metazoa; Arthropoda; Insecta; Hymenoptera; Trichogrammatidae
Product: arrestin domain-containing protein 17-like
Exons: 6
Coding region: 278-1564 (428 amino acids)
Biological process (GO): protein transport
Cellular component (GO): cytoplasm
Source: RefSeq, a predicted model, not a curated record
UCGUGGUCGCCUCGGGAGCUCUCGAUGCUCUGUCUUGCCUCGGUAUCAAUUUUGCAUUAAUAUAUAACCGAUGCAUGUGUGAGACGCAAACCGCCGUCCUAGCGACGGGACAAAACGAGUUUUCAUUGUUUUUUUAGGAAUGAAGUAUUAUUAAAAAUUGUUCGUUAAUAAGUUUAGUGUACGAUUCAUUUUUAAGACUCGAGUGUAGCAAGAAGAGUGUGUGACGUCAGUGAUUUGUUUAUUUAAAUCGAAAGUACAUAAUUAUACGUGCCGUGCAAUGCCGAAGUUAACAGAUUUUUGCGUUAAAUUCGACCGAGAAGGUUCAACGUUCCAGCCCGGAGAAACGGUCACUGGUAAAGUUAUCGUCACAUUGACCAAGCCCAAGAAUAUCAAAGAGAUAAGACUCGAGGCUCGUGGCGAGGCCGAGGUGCACUGGACAAAGAGCCGCAAUGUCAAGGACAGCAGUGGGCGCAGCCACCAUCACACGGAUCACUAUCGCGGUACCGAGCACUACUUCAACGUCUCCAAUCGUCUCUUGGGAACUCCCGCGGGAUCGAAUCAUGCAACGAUUCCAGCUGGUACACACAUAUUUCCAUUCACUUUUCAACUGCCCAACAACAUUCCAUGCAGCAUCGAGCACGUGUACGGCCACGUUCGUUACACUGUCAAAGCCGUACUUGACAGGCCAUGGAGAUUUGACCACAAAGUCGUGCAGGCCUUUACCGUCAUUGCUCCCUUUGAUUUGAACGCACAACCACACCUAACCACGGGUAUAGAUGACGAAAUAAGGCGAAAAUUUCUCAGCUGCUGUUGUUUCAGUUCAGGUGGCAUGACUAUUGAUGUUAAAAGUCGAGUAUCUGGCUUUGUACCGGGAGAAACCAUCGACUUGAUUGUUAGCUACGAUAAUACUUCCAAUAGAGUUGAUUUGAAAAAAAUUUCAGUCAAAUUGCAAAAGAGUGUAGAAUUUUUUGCAUCUACACCUUUCGCAGAUAAAAAAAUAUGCACCACGACGAUAAAAAAAAUUAAAGACAGUGGAGCUUUUGAAAAACAAGGAGUAAGAACAUUGAAGAUAGAGGUGCCUCCCUUACCCCCUUCGCGUUUAGAGCAUUGUCAUAUCAUACACGUUGCUUACAAUCUGGUUUUCGAAACAAAAGUUACAGGAAUGCACUUUGGCGCGUCGAAAUGUUAUCCCAUAGAAAUAGGAACUAUACCUCUGUACCAGCAAUCUAGCGAUAGUUGUUUGAAUGCUACUUUGAACACAACAAAUAUUAGUUCUAUAACUCCAGCUUUACCCUCAGCGCCGCCGAUUGAUCAAAUAAGUGCGAGUUCUCAACCGAUGCCACAAACCUCAACGCCAAUCGGCUUCGUAAUUAUGAGCGUACCACCAUACCUGGCAGGUGCAGCUCAAGCUAUGCCGGAAAUGCCGCCUCCAUCUUAUGAAGAAUGUAUAUCUGGUGGUAAUUUAAUUUCAAAUCCAAAUGAACAAGGCAUGCAUGGCCAAAGUAUUCCAUUUGCUCCAAAAUAUCCAGUGUAUAAAUUUCCUAUGCCAUCAUCUAACGAGUAAAAAACUACUCCAUAAAUAUCCACGUGAAAAUUUUUCACGCACUCUUCUUUAAAUCAGUAUAAGUUGUCAAUGGUCAUUGUGAUAAAAUUUCCAGACUAUCAAAUGUAAUGCUUAAAGGAUAAAUUAAAUAAGUUUUUUAAAAACACGUUCAAGCAAGUAUGCAAGUACAUUCUUGGACUCGAGAAAUAGAUACGUGCUGUGCACCUACUAACAUGUUUGUUUACUUACAAAUGUUUUUCUAUUUUAAAUAGUUAGAAUAAUAGGGUGAAACGACUGUUAAAACAAGUUUAUUACUAUAUUCUGUGCCUAGGCUGCAAUAAAUAAAAUUUCAGGACACGUGUUAUUAGUGUAAAGACGAGGUUCAUAAUUACGAGCCCUGGGUUUUUUUUACGCAGCCUAAAUGCAUAAAAAAAUUUUCGUAAAUUUUUUUACAAAUGUUUGACAAUAUUACGUAGUUUGAGUUUUAUAUUUACUUAAAAUAGCAAUUGAAGGAAAAAACUACAAUGCUUCAAACGUCAUUGUACCAAGUGAAAUGUAGGUACCAUAUGGGUACUCUCUUAAUUUAUAUACUAACGUUAUAAAAUUUUUUAUAUUGUGAGUAUUAUAAUGAAAAUAAAUAAAAAUAUAUGG